This is a messenger RNA of Penicillium longicatenatum, 447 nucleotides long. RefSeq lists its product as uncharacterized. Gene Ontology annotation, cellular component: membrane. The transcript has 2 exons. Bases 1 to 447 code for a protein of 148 amino acids. Lineage: Eukaryota; Fungi; Ascomycota; Eurotiomycetes; Eurotiales; Aspergillaceae. The record is from RefSeq and is a predicted model, not a curated record. Gene Ontology annotation, molecular function: signaling receptor activity.
AUGUAUCGUGAACGUUUACUCGGGGGUUAUCUUCAUCUUAACAUCCUUGUUCUACAGAUCAUCGCAAGCAGCGCCGGAACAGGAUUCGUCCUCCUCUCGCCUUGGUUCCGAGGUCCGGAAUGGCGAUCUAUGCGUCUGGCUAGCUGUAUCGCGACAGGGCUAUUUGCUUUUGCGCCGAUUAGCCAUGCCGGCUAUCUUUGGGGGCCUGGGUAUCUUCUUCGAGUUGGGGUUCCGUAUUACCUGCUUGAGGGUGCGCUAUUGCUGGUCGGAUGUUACUUUUUCCAGACACGAUUCCCGGAGUCACUAUAUCCUGGUCGAUUCGAUAUUUGGGGCCACUCGCACACUCUCUGGCAUAUUCUCGUUACGCUGUCUAUCCUUGUUCAUAUGGGCGGUUUGUUGAGUGCGCGGGAAUACAAUGAUAAGCAUGCGCCAUGUCGAGUGGUAUAG